Messenger RNA from Mixia osmundae IAM 14324, 2557 nucleotides. RefSeq lists its product as uncharacterized. The coding region runs from base 340 to 2277 and encodes 645 amino acids. The transcript has 4 exons. The record is from RefSeq and is a predicted model, not a curated record. Lineage: Eukaryota; Fungi; Basidiomycota; Mixiomycetes; Mixiales; Mixiaceae.
AGACAGACUGCCGCCAGGGAGGCGGAGGCGAGGAGGAUCUACGCCGCAAGGGAAGCAAGGUAAGCGGACAGCAGCUCUGCUCUGCAUGACGCAGACAUGCCCGCACGUCGACAAGACCGAGAUGAUUAGGAACAAUCAGCAGAACCGCUACACGCCUCAUGCCUGCGCUCGUGAUAAAAGCAGCAGGCAGAUGGACGAACAAACGUUGGAAUCUCGUUAGAAUGAUCUCCCGCCUUUGCCCUCUUCUAUCUGCUCUCACGACCAGUCACGAGCUGUUGACUGACAAGCGCACGCUCGCUGCUCAGACAGUUCCAUGUCGACCAUCGUCGGCAUCAGGAGAUGACCACGCAAUUUGCCGCUACACAGCCCUCCCUCGGCAGCGAAUCUUCAGGAUUCAACAGCGCACAGGAUCGAAAGCCAGCGACGGAACCCACCAUGCAAGCAGCUCGCCCAAUCACAACGCUGCAGCCUGAGCCCGCUCCGCCUCUCGCCGCCACGAACGGAGCCAUCCUUUCCGAACCCGAAGCAGUGUCUGCCAGUCUGACAAAGGAAAAGGACGAUCACAAACAAGAAAGGAGGGCCAAAGCUGCGCCUGAGCCAGCUGAAGAUUCUCAGGCUUUCAUAGCUGCCCUGCCAUCGAAUGACAGAGACUGCUACUACUCUGCCGUUGCCCGGGACGCGUCAGAGGGUGAGCGGGGCGCACAGAUGCACAAGCCAUCCGUCACCAAUCGUGGCCACAAACUAGCGCCGCUAGCAAGGAGCUAUCGCAUGGGUCGCAUGGGCGGCUGGGCUUACAACGAAAAGUGGGAUCUGCCCCUCACCGACGAUAGCGGCUAUGGCGUCUUUGGCCCAACAAAGGCUGUGCCCGCUCAUCUGCAGUCCAUCGCAGGCGCAUCCCUCGUCACUGCCGACCGCGCACGAAAGCGAAUCAAAGUCUCACUCGAGUCCUAUCUCGCCCAGGAAGGCAUACGACUCGAUCCAGACAGAGAGGAAGACAGCUCGCCCGAUGCUGACGAUCUCCCGCCGUCCCAUCCCAGCAUAUUCGACGGCCUCGACUUUAGGUUGACAGGCACACUAGAGCCUUCGUCAUUCCAGACCGCCCAAAAGCGCCCCAAGAAUGAGGCCCAGCUGCCUCCUCCCCUUCUCACACCGUUGGACCUCGUCUCAACGCCGACGGUCGCGCGCACUUUUGCACAAUCAAAUCGUCAACUGGACGCUCUGGCACUCUCCGUCAUCGGUCUCAUAGAAGCCGAUUCGCCCCUGAUCAAGACUUUGACGCGAGUAUGCGACGUGUUACGAGGCGACGUCCUGCCUCAAAUUUAUAAUCAUAUUGACGAUCAGGCGUAUGAGGCAGCUCGUCAGCAGCGGAGGCAGCAAGCAGAAGAGGUUGAUCAAGAAGACGAUGUGACCGUCAACAACGAAGACAUGCAGGACGUCAUACUGGAAGGCACUCCAGACGAAGCGGCAGAACGGGAAGCCACGCCGACAAACGGAGCAAUCAGCAGGACUGAUGGGGCAGCGAGCCAUGCAGCGAACGAUCCGUCCACGCCACUUAGCGAUGACAGGUCUGAUCGAGCUCAGUCAGCUGCUCCGCCUACGCAAGAGCGUACAAGGCAGCCCGAAGAAGGCCGACCCGAUGCACACGGGGGUGGUACUGCAGACGAUCCCACAAUCCGAGCUGUCGCUACAGAAGCCCGUGAGCAACCCGAGGGCGAGCCAGGCGACGAGGACGAGGGAGAAGAGGACGAAGAUGACGAUGACGAGGAGCCUGCAGCACCUCGGAGGAGUAGCCGCGCCAAAAAGCCCGCGACAAAUGCGUCAAGCUACACGACUCUCACUGCGGGUGUUUCGAGCAGACGCAUCGGCGAGCCGAAGCGAAAGAAGUCCACCAUCAGGAGCUACGACGAGGGCCGGUCGAUGGAAAGCGAGCGGCUUGCGGCUACCGUGCGAAGAUACCUCGCGCCUGAGCCAUACGUCAGGGCCCUCUUUGUCGAGCCGACGGCAGUACCAUCCGCCGACACAGCGCAAUCGGACGACAACGGCUUACAGGUACCACCUGCAUCACCAGUGUCGAAUCUCACGCCUGCACAGCAAUACACCGUCGUCCAAGAGUGCUUGACCGACCUGCAAAGAUUCCUCGCAGAUAAUUUGGAGUAUCACCACCGACUACGAGAGAUUCACGAAUCUGUCCUCGGCGUAGACAAGCGACGCAAGGGCGUUUGGAAGAUGACAAGACUGUAUGCAAAGGACUGGCUGCACCAUCAGCAGGGCAGCUAGGGCGUCGCAGCAAGGCAAUCGAUGGUUUGCAUUGCUUCAACGCUAGUACAAGUGAGCCGUGGGAACGUACAACGACGGCUGUUUUGGGGUGUUUAUCGUCUAUCCAUGCAACGUCUACUCUGUCUUUAUUUUGCUCGGAGGCGCUGAUGUAGGCUGUUAGCUUUGAAAAGGCGAUAAAAAUGAGCUAGCUACCAAUGAAGUUGACGCCGAUGAAUUUAAAAACCUCAUCGAUGACAAUGACCGGCAAGCUGAAUGCGAGGACGGCUUUCCAUUCUGCCCA